Messenger RNA from Varanus komodoensis (Komodo dragon), 1789 nucleotides. It is a transcript of the gene DRG2, whose product is annotated as developmentally regulated GTP binding protein 2. Gene Ontology annotation, molecular function: GTP binding; GTPase activity. Gene Ontology annotation, cellular component: cytoplasm. The coding region runs from base 47 to 1141 and encodes 364 amino acids. The record is from RefSeq and is a predicted model, not a curated record. The transcript is spliced from 13 exons. Gene Ontology annotation, biological process: cytoplasmic translation. NCBI's taxonomy places the organism in Eukaryota, Metazoa, Chordata, Lepidosauria, Squamata, Varanidae.
GUGCCGCCGCUUCCGCCCCUGCAGCUUCUCCGCUCGCGGUGCCACGAUGGGGAUCCUGGAGAAGAUCGCGGAGAUCGAGAAGGAGAUCGCCCGGACCCAGAAGAACAAAGCUACUGAGUACCACUUCGGCCUGCUCAAGGCAAAACUAGCAAAGUACAGAGCUCAGCUGCUGGAACCUUCGAAAUCAGCGGCAGCUAAAGGUGAAGGUUUCGAUGUGAUGAAAUCGGGAGAUGCCCGGGUGGCGCUGAUCGGUUUUCCUUCUGUGGGUAAGUCCACAUUUCUGAGUUUAAUGACGUCCACGGCCAGCGAGGCUGCUUCGUACGAAUUCACCACGUUAACCUGCAUCCCUGGAGUCAUCGAGUACAAGGGAGCCAACAUUCAGCUUCUAGAUCUGCCCGGAAUCAUCGAAGGAGCCGCACAAGGGAAAGGCCGAGGGCGCCAGGUGAUAGCCGUGGCCCGGACUUCCGACGUCGUCAUCAUGAUGCUGGACGCCACAAAGGGCGAAGUGCAGCGAGCACUGCUGGAAAAGGAGCUGGAAUCGGUGGGCAUCCGGCUGAACAAAACGAAGCCCAACAUCUACUUCAAGCCGAAGAAGGGAGGCGGCAUCUCUUUCAACUCCACGGUGACGCUGACCCAGUGCUCCGAGAAGCUGGUGCAGCUCAUCCUGCAUGAAUACAAAAUCUUCAACGCAGAGGUUCUGUUCCGGGAAGACUGCACCCCGGAUGAGUUCAUAGACGUGAUCGUUGGCAACAGAGUCUACAUGCCCUGCCUUUAUGUUUAUAACAAAAUUGACCAGAUCUCCAUGGAGGAGGUGGACCGCCUGGCUCGGAAGCCCCACAGCGUUGUGAUCAGCUGUGGUAUGAAGUUGAACCUGGAUUACCUUCUGGAGAUGCUGUGGGAAUACCUGGCCCUUACCUGUAUCUUUACCAAGAAAAGAGGCCAAAGACCAGACUUCUCGGAUGCGAUCAUUCUACGGAAAGGUGCCUGUGUGGAACACGUGUGUCACAGGAUCCACCGGACGUUAGCCAGCCAGUUCAAGUACGCCUUGGUGUGGGGAACCAGCACCAAGUACAGCCCCCAGCGAGUGGGGCUCGGCCACCUGAUGGAGCAUGAGGACGUCAUCCAAGUCGUGAAGAAGUAACCUCGCCGCGCUGCCGACGGCCAGCACCCGCUCCUGCCCCUGCACUGGAUUCCAGCACGACUCGCGGAAAGACCCAAGAAGCAGACCCUCUUCCCUCCCCCUGCCCCAGCCAGGCUUCCAUGAAGCUUGUGCAGAGGAUUCUGGAAGCGCUGAUGAGCAAGAGGGACCUUUGCCUUCCAGCUGCGGAGGGCACUUUUGGGCGCGUCCUGGAUGCUCUGGGAGGGCGAGCCCCGGUCCCGGCCGCCUCGUGUCCAGGAGCCUCCGCUCUGCACGGAGACAGGCCCCUGCCCCUCCCUCCCCCCUUCCAGGCAGGCGGCCUGCACACUGCCUGCGUUUCCCCAGUAGAAGUCCAGCCCGUCCACAUCUUGGCGUGGCCUGGACACCGCCAGCGGUGGCAGUCAAGGACCGGUGGUCCGUCGGUCGAGUCCGCAGAGCCGCGGAUGUGUUUGUGCUCUCGCCGAGAGAGGGCGUGUCGCUCUCCUCUGUGCAGGCAGGGGAAGCGAGGCUGGCUUUGCAGAAAUCGUGCGUCGUGGCAUGUCUGUCGUCGGGCGGCCGUAGCCCAGGGUGUCCCUCUUGUGUUUCUGGGGGCCCCCGAACCCCGAGUCUCCUUCGAUUGCAAUAAAGUGUGGUUCUUAAUUCUCUUCCAAA